Molecule: messenger RNA, 1363 nt
Organism: Brienomyrus brachyistius
Lineage: Eukaryota; Metazoa; Chordata; Actinopteri; Osteoglossiformes; Mormyridae
Gene: miox
Product: myo-inositol oxygenase
Exons: 11
Coding region: 16-1056 (346 amino acids)
Biological process (GO): inositol catabolic process
Cellular component (GO): cytoplasm
Molecular function (GO): iron ion binding; inositol oxygenase activity
Source: RefSeq, a predicted model, not a curated record
AACAGGCAUGAAGGCAUGACAGGAGACUGGCAGCUCCACAUUCCUACGGUGAAGGAGGCGACAUCAGCAGUAGCCAAUGACACUGACAUUGCAGCUCCAGGUUGCAGUGUCACACACAGCACUGGGAAGAAGGGACUCUCAGCCCAUCAGCAUCCACCUCUUCACCCACCACCCUUGAUAACUCCGGUGAAGACCAUGAAGAUCAUCAACAUCGGACCAGACCCAUCGCAGGUUUAUCGGCCAAAUUUGACAAAUAUCAACGACGAUUCAAAAUCUGGGUACAGGAACUUUCAGAAUGGGGAUCUUAUUGAGAGAGUCUACAAGACCUACAAGACAAUGCACACCAAUCAAACUCUGGAAUUUGUGAAAAAGAAGCACGAAAUGUGGUCUGGAUGCAAUCACACUCAAAUGAACAUGAUGGAGAGCAUUGGCACUCUCAAUCAGCUGGUGGAUGAAUCUGAUCCAGAUGUGGACUUCCCCAAUUCCUUCCAUGCCUUCCAGACAGCUGAAGGAAUCCGUCAGGAGCACCCAGACAAAGACUGGUUCCAGCUGAUCGGGCUCAUUCAUGACAUCGGGAAGAUCAUGGCAUUUUGGGGAGAACCUCAGUGGGCCGUGGUGGGCGACACAUUCCCAGUAGGCUGCAAGUUCCAGAACUCCAUCGUCUUCAGGGGCACCACAUUCAUGGACAAUCCAGAUGAACAGAACCCAGCCUACAACACUGAAUAUGGAAUCUACCAACCACAGUGUGGCCUGGAUAACAUAUGGAUGUCAUGGGGCCAUGAUGAAUACUUGUACAGAGUGAUGAAGUUCAACAAGUGCUCUAUUCCAGAAGAGGGCUUGUACAUGUUGCGAUUCCACUCCUUCUACCCCUGGCACACCCACGGUGACUACAUGCACCUCUGCAAUGAGAAGGACCAGCGCAUGCUGCCGUGGGUGAAGGAGUUCAACAAAUUUGACCUGUACACAAAGAGUACAGACCUACCAGAUGUGGAGAAGCUGAACCCUUACUACCAGUCGCUGAUAGACAAGUACUGCCCGGGGGAGCUGUACUGGUGAGGGCCAGAGGUGCUGCCAACUUGGAGAGAAAAGCCCCCCCACAAAUGCAAGAAGGUCUGCAGGGUGGGGCAGCAGCCGAAAUGAGCACGCCGACGUUGCAUGGCAACUGAAGAAUACAGGACAGACGUCUGUGGAAAAUCUUUAUUAAGUACAAAAAGUUUGUAUAAAAAUGCACUCAACCAAUCCCCCCCCCCCCCCCCAAUUAUAAUAGCUUUUUUUUUUUUUUUGAGGGGGGGAGGAUAAAUGUCUUGCAUUGCUUUUGGGAAAAACAGGCAAAGGAAAUAAAAUCCAGCAGGUGCAUCUCUAA